AUGCCGGACCGCGAUGCCUACGCCGCCGCCCCGGCCCCCGGCCUCGCCCCCGGCAGCGCCGCCGGCGACGACGCGGCGGCCGGCGCGGACGACGACGACAUCUGCCGCGACUUCCUGCGCAACGUCUGCAAGCGCGGCAAGCGCUGCCGCUUCCGGCACCCCGACAUCUCCGAGGUCACCAACCUGGGCGUGCGCAAGAACGAGUUCAUCUUCUGCCACGACUUCCAGAACAAGGAGUGCGUGCGCCUCAGCUGCCGCUUCAUCCACGGCUCCAAGGAGGACGAGGACUGCUACAAGAAGACGGGCGAGCUGCCGCCGCGCCUGCGCCACAAGGUGGCCGCCGGCCUGGGGCUGUCGCCCGCCGACCUGCCCAACAGCAAGGAGGAGGUGCCCAUCUGCCGGGAUUUCCUCAAGGGCGACUGCCAGCGCGGCGCCAAGUGCAAGUUCCAGCACCUGCAGCGGGACUACGAGCAGGGCCGGCGCUACGAGCCCUACGACGGCCUCUACGAGCCCGACGAGCCGGUGCUGAAGCGGCGGCGCGCCGAGGGGCUCUACGAGGGCUACGAGUACGGCUUCGGCGGCGCGCGCGCCGUGGAGUACCGGCUGCUGGAGGAGGAGAACGCGCUGCUGCGGAAGCGCGUGGAGGACCUCAAGAAGCAGGUGAACAACCUGCUGGCCACCAACGAGGUGCUGCUGGAGCAGAACGCGCAGUUCCGCAACCAGGCCAAGGUGAUGACGCUGAGCUCCACGGCGGCGGCCACCGAGCAGACGCUGGCGCCGGCCGUGGGCUCGGUGACCAACUACAACCACGGCAUCGCGCAGACGCACACCACGCUCAGCAGCCAGGCGCUGCAGCCGCGCCCCGUCACCCAGCAGGAUCUGGUGGCCCCGGCCGGCGCCCAGGCCGCCCCGCCGGCCACCGCCGCGCCGCCGCCGCCGCCGCCGCCGCCCAUGAACCCCGAGAUCGCGCCGCUGUCGGCGGCGCUGGCGCAGACCAUCGCCCAGGGCAUGGCGCCGCCGCCCGUCUCCAUGGCGCCCGUGGCCGUGUCGGUGGCGCCGGUGGCCGUGUCCAUGGCGCAGCCGCUCGGCGGCAUCACCAUGAGCCACGCCACCACGCCCAUGGUCACCUACCCCAUCGCCUCGCAGAGCAUGAGGAUAACGGCCAUGCCGCACUGACCGCCCGGCGCCGGCGGGACCCGGCCGUUCCUCCUCUGGUGGUUUAUCCGGUAACGGGAGGCGGGAGCCGGGGGGAGAACCCCUCCCCGGUAACGUCGCCGCGGGCAGAGACCGUGAGCUCGCUCCGACCCCGCACACGGACCCACGGACGCUGUGGGAGGGACGCCCUCCCCGGUGCCGGGAGCCCCGGGAUGGACUGGACAGAGCACCGGGGACGGGGUGGGGGGUGGCGGCACCGGGGCUCCCGGUGCGCUGUCGUGUUUUCGGCUAUUAAAACAGAAAAAAAAACCAAAAAAAAGCCCAAA
Lonchura striata (white-rumped munia) is the source of this 1481-nucleotide messenger RNA. RefSeq names its product zinc finger CCCH-type containing 10 (gene ZC3H10). The record is from RefSeq and is a predicted model, not a curated record. NCBI's taxonomy places the organism in Eukaryota, Metazoa, Chordata, Aves, Passeriformes, Estrildidae. Gene Ontology annotation, biological process: regulation of RNA splicing. Gene Ontology annotation, molecular function: metal ion binding; RNA binding.